This is a messenger RNA of Symbiodinium sp. CCMP2592, 249 nucleotides long. The record is from the annotation of a GenBank genome assembly. NCBI's taxonomy places the organism in Eukaryota, Dinophyceae, Suessiales, Symbiodiniaceae.
AUGGCCUUCACUGCCAGACGAGUUGCUCGUUCGCUGGGAGGUGUCGCAGCUUUGGGCAGUGCUGCCUUCGUUGCUCGGUCUGUGCCAGCGCAGUGUGACGACAAGGAUCCUCCGCAUCCCCCGCGAUACCCAUUCUGGAUCAAAUCAAUAUUCCAUGCCCAUGAGAUCCCAAGCGUUCGCCGGGGCUAUGAGGUGUAUCGACAGGUUUGCGCAACUUGUCACUCGAUGAAGCAGCCUUCAACUUACUGA